AUGCCUUUCUCGAGUGUUGAAACAGGCCAAAUAAAUACCGCUUUCGUGCUUUACGCUCUCAUAGGACUUGCUUCCUCGCAACGGCCCCUAUCAGUGCCAUGGUCUGAUCAAAGCUUUGGGCCCGAUGGUCCCUGGAAUGCGGUGACGUUAAGAAUGGGUGGUGGAGGAAAGGUCGCAUUGUACGCAGGUGGCUGGUGGGAAACCUGGUUGAUUCCCUCGUCGUAUUGCAGGGACAACGUGACCACGUCUACUUGUUAUGCGGAAGAUGCUGGGCUCUACCAUCCGGAGUACUCAGGUGGUUUCGACAACACAUCUAUUGAGCUAGGACCCUCUGGCUACGAGUGGGAGGAUCUGGACUAUUCGCCAACAGGUGCGACUCCCCUGGUUGGCAAGGCUAGGCGGGCCCAAGAUACGUUCCAAAUCGGCGGCAAGGAAGUUGUUGAUGCCGAUAUCAUUGUCAUCAAAGAAGGAACACAAAUUUAUCCGGGAGGGCAAACCUACCCGGUACAAGUCGGUCACUUGUCGCUCGGUGCUGGGGAGAUCAACCAAACAUUUCAGACAUGGAAAGAGAUUCAAUCCACGCUUGUCGCCAGCUGGCUAUGGAAUGGAACACACGAGAUACCAUCUUACUCCUAUGGAAUGCAUGUCGGAUCAGCCAGCCACAACAUCCCAGGAAGUCUCAUUCUGGGUGGGUAUGAUAAGAGCCGAGCUCUGGGCGACAUUUCUGCCCAGCCUCAUACAGGAAAUUCAGCUCCGAUUCAGUUGCUUGAAAUCAGCCUUGGUGUCGCAGCUGGAGGUUCGCCUUGGGAAUUUCCGAGGAAAUCCGGACUCCUGGCUCAAGGCAAUUCCUCUCUCACCUCUGGCACUUCAGUCCUUGCAAAUGUUGUUGAUCCUUACAUAUAUCUCCCACAAAGCUCGUGUGAUGCAAUUGCUGCAGAGUUACCGGUAACACAUAAUCCUGAUCUCGGCCUUUAUCUCUGGAACACCGAUGAUACCCAAUACACCAAGAUUGUGACCUCCGCAAGCUAUCUGGCAUUUACGUUCAUCAAGGAUAACACCAACGAUCAGAACAUUACGAUAAGAGUCCCAUUCCAACUACUCAAUCUCACAUUAGAAGCACCUUUGGUUAAGAAACCGACACGAUAUUUCCCCUGCUUCGGAACAGAGGGCACAUAUGCUUUGGGACGAGCCUUCUUUCAAGCCGCCUUCAUCGGGGUAAACUAUGGGACCGGCAACGGCAUAGGAAAUUGGUUUUUGGCUCAAGCCCCGGGUCCAGGGAUAUCGACAUCGAGCAUCAUUGUCACAGAGGCUGGCGCGACCGAGUUGACGGGCUCUAGCGACAGCUGGGCAGAGACUUGGACUUCACAUUGGACUCCGCUCCCUGGGUCCACUGAUUCUACGAUCAAAGACUCGACUGAGGGUUCGAACACCAAUUCUACACUCCCUAAAAACCCGAAAGAUGAAGGCAGUAGCCUCUCACUCGGGGAUCGAGUGGGAAUCGGCGCUGGUGCUGGUGCCGUGGGCUUGAUACUCGCUGUUGUUUUUGGGUGGUGGCUCAUGCGUCGCCGCAAACAGCACAAAAAGACAACGCUGAAUAACGACAGUCAAAAAAUCCAAGAGGAUUCUGCUUCUUCUUCACGGUCGGCUCAAGAGCUCGGCUGGGAAGCUCAGAAUUCAAUUCCAGAGCUCGAACACACCCAACAAGUGGCCGAGCUUGAUCACGCGCAGACCUUAUAUGAGCUUGACCAUAAGCAAGCCAUAUAUGAAGUUGGGACCCACCGUUCUAUCCAGGGUCCUUUUGAGAUGGGCCCUGGCCGAAACAGUGGGUGGUUAUGA
This is a messenger RNA of Penicillium salamii, 1836 nucleotides long. The record is from the annotation of a GenBank genome assembly. NCBI's taxonomy places the organism in Eukaryota, Fungi, Ascomycota, Eurotiomycetes, Eurotiales, Aspergillaceae.